AUGCAACUUUACAUAAUACAUCGAUACAGUGCAUCGAAAUUUCGAAAAACAUGGAAAGGUCGACCCCCUUCAGCUCUGCUGAUCGUUGAAACUCUCCUGCAGGCGCUGUUAGCUUUCGCCAUCAUUCUUGCAGAAUGUCCAGUUCACGUAGCAGGCAGCGACCUUACCGAAGAGGUGACCCUGCAAGCAGGUAGUCAGGGUGUAGUCCCAUUCCAUUUGCCUUGGUCCACUAAUGAUACAUCCCAAGGCACCCCAUAUUUUACAGUUCGGUUCGAAUCGCAAAAUCGGCCAUUUUGCGUCAAUGGAAUACAUGUGAUAGAUGGGUUCAAAAGCUCAACGCAGUCUUCAAGAUUUACGACAUCUGUCACAGGCUUAGACACAGCUCCCUGCGUAAAUCUAUUCAUAGAUGAUGUUGAUACUGUAGACCAGGAUAGAUACAUAUUCACUGCAAUCUGGUACAAGCUAGGAGACAUAAGACAUGAAGUUAUUAAGAAGGAGGUCGCUGUAACUGUUCCACCUGGAUCAGCAAAUUGCUUCAUUACUUUAAAUGACAACUGCGCUUAUGGAGAAGUACGAUGUCGAGCCACCACUGGAAGUGUAGGAACCUCACUAUCAUGUUACCAAAAUGACGAAAAGCUUAAUGUCCUUGAUGACAUCUCAGAUAUAGGGCGGGAAACCUGUGGUACGUUUUGUCUUCUUCAUGACACUGCUUUCUCUUGCUGUUCACAUGAAGUGACGUCAAACGUCAGUGGUGCAAAGUGCAAUGACUUCCAGUGGCCACCUCGCGUGCCUGGUAAACCCACUACAACACAGAACAUACCUGAAUCCCUUACCGAUAGCAUCAUUAGUAGGCCUACUUACUCCAAUCUUGAAACCAGUCAAAUGGCCGAAAUAGAAUUCGAUGUCGAUUCCGGGGCUGGUAGGCAACAGCCUCCACUUCUCAAAUACUUAUUAUACCCGUUGAUUCACGUCCUUCACUUUGUCUACUAA
Messenger RNA from Lytechinus variegatus (green sea urchin), 990 nucleotides. RefSeq lists its product as uncharacterized. Bases 1 to 990 code for a protein of 329 amino acids. NCBI's taxonomy places the organism in Eukaryota, Metazoa, Echinodermata, Echinoidea, Temnopleuroida, Toxopneustidae. The record is from RefSeq and is a predicted model, not a curated record. The transcript has 2 exons.